This is a messenger RNA of Fusarium oxysporum Fo47, 1520 nucleotides long. Its product is annotated as fascin domain-containing protein. The transcript is spliced from 7 exons. Bases 99 to 1520 code for a protein of 473 amino acids. The record is from RefSeq and is a predicted model, not a curated record. NCBI's taxonomy places the organism in Eukaryota, Fungi, Ascomycota, Sordariomycetes, Hypocreales, Nectriaceae.
CCUCGUUCUUUUUAACCAGCUAAGUGAAGCUGCAAUCGCAAGCUACCCUCUGUCUUCAUUCUCUCUCACAUCCUUUCACUGUAAAUAAGCUGUUCACGAUGUUUCCCCAAUCUCUAUCGCAAGCUGCCAUCAUGGCUACUCUUUGUUUCGCAGGCCUGGCGUCUGCCGUGAGAGAAUCUGGCGAUCCCAGUCCUGCUAUCAUCUCAGUGUCGACCUCGACCACGACCUUAAGGGCGGACGAAACCCAGACCGGUAACCCUGACGACAAGGUCAUGGUACCUUGCGCUGGCCAUAUCACACAGUGUGGUGUUGAAGACAAAGCCAAAAUUAUUUACGUACCGAAAUCAACCAGAACCAUCACCAACAAGAUUGUCACAACCUCGGUCGUGGUGCUUCCAACGUCAACAAGGGUCAUUGAGAGCGUUACAGUUUCAACCGUCACCAACACAACUAAGGGCCACUGUCGUGAGACUCACUAUCUUCCCGGUGAACCCGUUGAAGUCACAGUCGAUGUCCUAAUUGUGACUACCGAGGAAAUCCAACCCAUCUCAAACACUACCACGUGGAUCACCAGUGUGGUUACCGCCAGUGCCAUCGAGCAAUGUUUUCUUGAGAGAUACACUAUCCUCGGACGGGGUCCGGGAAGCCAGGGCAGCCCAGGUGCUUCAGCAGCAGCUGAGGCGGCAUCUGCCCGCUCAUCCGACAGUGUCAGCCCGGCCGCAUCUACACCCGCAGCAUCAGAUGAAAGCCACUCAGACGAUGAUUCUGCCCAGCAGCGUUUGGGCACGGUUGAUGAUCUACCCGAGGUUAUCGGGACAUGGGGUUCGAUACUGUUUGACAAGGAGUCGGAGCUUGAUUUCAAGCCUUUUGUGUCAAUUGUUCUUAGUGAUGUCAAAGUACCCCCUAAAGUGUUUAUGAGGAUGAUCGCGUUUGUGGAUGCACUCAAUAGCCAGCUCGGUGCUUCUCUGAAGGCCUGGAUUAUGAGUAUACUAGUGGUUUGCAAUGAUGCACUGUGCGCUUGUUCUUUUAACACGAAUGGGCCUCAUAUUUCUCUUUACCUCCUUUUCCCAUGUCGCACGCGUCCCAACCAGAACGGUCAGCCUAUCUGUGGCAGCCUCCCAGAAAACCCCUACGGAGACUACAAGAUCCAGGCCACGUUGGGCAAAUACGUCGCGUCCGCAGCCAACGGCGACCACCUCUCUGCGUCAGGCACCCCGGCCAAUGACACUGAUGCCUUCUCUAGUGCAUAUGUACCUAACGCUGGGACCCUGCAGCUCGCCAGGAGCAACCAAUACGUGAAGGCGGAUCAGUCCGGCGCCUCUGCGCCCUCUGCAACUCGUGCAACGGCUAGUACCUGGGAGCGGUUCAUCACUCGUCAGAAAAUUGGUGAGAGCCAGGGUGUUUAUUCUAUCAAAGCGGCUAGUAAUGGGAAGUAUGUGAGAGUUGGCGGUGAUGGGGCGCUGGUCAAUGUUGGUGCGGUUGAGAACGACGCCGCUGGGUUCCGUUUUGUCAAAGCCUGA